Messenger RNA from Carlito syrichta (Philippine tarsier), 2324 nucleotides. RefSeq names its product atrial natriuretic peptide receptor 1. The transcript is spliced from 17 exons. NCBI's taxonomy places the organism in Eukaryota, Metazoa, Chordata, Mammalia, Primates, Tarsiidae. The coding region runs from base 1 to 1764 and encodes 587 amino acids. Gene Ontology annotation, biological process: cGMP biosynthetic process; receptor guanylyl cyclase signaling pathway; protein phosphorylation. Gene Ontology annotation, molecular function: ATP binding; guanylate cyclase activity; protein kinase activity. The record is from RefSeq and is a predicted model, not a curated record.
AUGUCAUUUAUUUCUCACAACAACCCUAAAGAAACUGAAGCUGACAAAAUUAAAGAUACUGAGCAUCCGAAAGUUCCAAAAAUCGUAUCUAAUAUUGCACAAGGCGACUGUCCCCUAGCCAAGAGCCUUGCUCCUUUCUCGUUCUGUCCAGACACAGGACCCUUCUACUCAGCACUGGCCAAGAGAGGAUCCAACUACGGCUCCCUCCUAACCACAGAGGGCCAGUUCCAAGUCUUUGCCAAGACAGCGUAUUACAAGGGCAACCUCGUGGCUGUGAAACGUGUGAACCGUAAACGCAUUGAGCUGACUCGGAAAGUCCUGUUUGAGCUGAAGCAUAUGCGGGAUGUGCAGAAUGAACACCUGACCAGGUUUGUGGGGGCCUGCACCGACCCCCCCAACAUCUGUAUCCUCACAGAGUACUGUCCUCGUGGGAGCCUGCAGGACAUUCUGGAGAAUGAGAGCAUCACCCUGGAUUGGAUGUUCCGGUACUCCCUCAUCAAUGACAUCGUUAAGGGUAUGCUGUUUCUACACAAUGGGGCCAUUUGCUCCCAUGGGAACCUCAAGUCGUCCAACUGCGUGGUAGAUGGACGCUUUGUGCUCAAGAUCACCGACUAUGGGCUAGAGAGCUUCAGGGACCUGGAGCCAGAGCAAGGACACAUCCUUUAUGCCAAAAAGUUGUGGACAGCCCCUGAGCUCCUGCGAAUGGCUUCACCCCCUGCCCGGGGUUCUCAGGCUGGUGACGUGUACAGCUUUGGGAUCAUCCUGCAGGAGAUUGCCCUGAGGAGUGGGGUCUUCCACGUGGAAGGUUUGGACCUCAGCCCCAAAGAGAUCAUCGAGCGUGUGACGCGGGGUGAGCAGCCCCCCUUCCGGCCCUCCCUGGCCCUGCAGAGUCACCUGGAGGAGCUGGGGCAGCUGAUGCAGCGGUGCUGGGCGGAGGACCCACAGGAGAGGCCGCCAUUCCAACAGAUCCGCAUGACGCUGCGCAAGUUUAACAGAGAGAACAGCAGCAACAUCUUGGACAACCUGCUGUCCCGCAUGGAGCAGUAUGCCAACAACCUGGAGGAGCUGGUGGAGGAGCGAACCCAGGCAUACCUGGAGGAAAAGCGCAAAGCCGAGGCCCUGCUCUACCAGAUUCUGCCUCACUCAGUGGCUGAGCAGCUGAAGCGUGGAGAGACCGUCCAGGCUGAGGCCUUUGACAGCGUUACCAUCUACUUCAGUGAUAUUGUGGGCUUCACAGCCUUGUCAGCAGAAAGCACACCCAUGCAGGUGGUGACCCUGCUCAAUGACCUGUACACUUGCUUUGAUGCCGUCAUCGACAACUUUGAUGUGUACAAGGUGGAGACCAUUGGCGAUGCCUACAUGGUGGUGUCAGGGCUCCCAGUGCGAAAUGGGCGGCUCCAUGCCUGCGAGGUGGCCCGCAUGGCUCUGGCACUGCUGGAUGCCGUGCGUUCCUUCCGCAUCCACCACCGGCCCCAGGAGCAGCUGCGCUUGCGCAUUGGCAUCCAUACAGGACCUGUGUGCGCUGGAGUGGUAGGACUGAAGAUGCCGCGUUACUGUCUCUUUGGGGACACAGUCAACACAGCCUCGAGAAUGGAGUCUAACGGGGAAGCCCUGAAGAUCCACUUGUCUUCUGAGACCAAGGCCGUCCUGGAGGAGUUUGGUGGUUUCAAGCUGGAGCUUCGUGGGGAUGUAGAAAUGAAGGGCAAAGGCAAGGUUCGGACCUACUGGCUCCUAGGGGAACAGGGGAGCAGCAUCCGAGGCUGACUUGCCUCCCUCCCAUCCCUCCACGCCUCCCUACCCUGUGCCAGAGGUGCAGGCCUCAGAAGCCCCCAAAAGACUGGAGAAGUGCUUUGAACAGCUCAGGUGUGCUGACUCCAGCGGAGACACCAGGACGGGUGUCUGAGACAGGACGGGUGUGACAGGGGUAGGGGAGAACUCAGCUCACAGGACUGGACUGGGGCACACAGUCCUGCCAACGGCACACACGUGGGCCGGUGCACCCCUCUCCACCCUGACUUGCCAGACUGGGCUGUGGAUUUCUGAUCUCCUCCACCCCCUGCGCCCUCCUCUCUCUCAACCUUGCUACACUGUGACUUCCUGGGAAGGCAAAGAGCCACCUGAGGGGGAAUAUGAAAUAUAAAAAGGUGAAUCGAGGGGUAGGAGAGUCCACAUCUGGACCCAGCCCUCAAGGUCCACAUAUGCCCCCACCCUCACUCCUCCACCCAACAGCGGACACAUGGGGGGGCAGGGGUUGCACGGAGGGGCUGCAGACCUGUAUGCCUUGUUUCUGUGAGCAGAGACCAUUAAAAUCUUUAUUCCAGUGA